This is a messenger RNA of Candoia aspera, 4629 nucleotides long. RefSeq names its product protein inhibitor of activated STAT 3 (gene PIAS3). Gene Ontology annotation, cellular component: chromatin. Gene Ontology annotation, biological process: regulation of transcription by RNA polymerase II; protein sumoylation. The transcript is spliced from 14 exons. NCBI's taxonomy places the organism in Eukaryota, Metazoa, Chordata, Lepidosauria, Squamata, Candoiidae. Gene Ontology annotation, molecular function: SUMO ligase activity; transcription coregulator activity; zinc ion binding. Bases 265 to 2181 code for a protein of 638 amino acids. The record is from RefSeq and is a predicted model, not a curated record.
AGGAGUGGUUUUAAAAAAAUCUUUCUGGCUUUGGGGGAGUGAGGUAUGUUCUUUUUUGCAGACUAAGGAAAAAAGCAGUUGUGGGCCUACCAUUCUGGGAAAGCCUUUAAACCAGUUCUGCUGUGUGCCCCUUUUUCUGAAUUUUUCUGAAUGUGAUUCCCCUUUUUCUGGAGAAGAGAAGGGUCUCUGGGGAACAUCGAAGGCUUCUUCAGGGAGAGGCCAAAUGGAGCCAAGAGGAAAAAGGACUUUAAAGAGAACAGGCACAUGGUUAUGAGCUUUCGGGUCUCGGAGCUGCAGGUGCUUCUGGGGUUUGCCGGCCGGAACAAGAGCGGGAGGAAGCAUGAGCUGCUCACCAAGGCGCUGCAGUUGCUGAAGUCAGGCUGCAGCUCCGCUGUUCAGAUGAAAAUCAAGGAGCUGUACCGGCGGCGCUUCCCCCGCAAGAUCCUUACCCCUUCGGACUUGUCCAUGCUUCACCUCCAGGCGGGGCAGCUGCCCUCAGCCACGGCUUUGACCCAGGGCGCCAUGUGCCACCUGCCUUACGACAAUGGAGCGGUGGCGUCCGGUGUGCCGGCUGGCAUGCUGCCUCCCGUGCCGAUGCUGGGUCCCAAACACGAGGCUGACGUGCCCCACUUGUCGCCCCCCAUCCACCCUGUCCAUCCAGAUGUGAAGAUGCGGCGCCUGCCCUUUUAUGACGUCUACGACGAACUCAUCAAGCCCACCACCUUGGCUUCCGUGAACAGCCAGAGGUUUGAGGAAGCACAUUUCACUUUUGCCCUCACUCCUCAGCAGGUGCAACAGAUUCUCACUUCUAGAGAUAUCUUACCUGGUGCCAAAUGUGAUUAUACCGUACAGGUACAAUUGAGGUUCUGUUUAUGUGAAACCAGCUGCCCGCAAGAGGAUUACUUCCCCCCCAAUUUGUUUGUUAAAAUCAAUGGGAAGCUUUGUCCUUUGCCUGGUUAUCUUCCCCCCACGAAAAACGGCGCAGAGCCCAAGCGGCCAAGUCGACCAAUCAACAUCACUCCCUUGGUGCGCCUUUCGGCCACAGUCCCCAACACAAUUGUUGUGAACUGGUCGUCUGAGUUUGGCAGGAAUUACUCCCUGUCUGUCUACCUGGUGAAGCAGCUGACCUCGGUGACUCUGCUGCAGAAGCUGAGGGCGAAGGGCAUCCGGAACCCUGACCAUUCCCGAGCCCUGAUCAAAGAGAAGCUGACAGCUGAUCCUGACAGUGAGAUUGCCACCACGAGUUUGCGAGUGUCACUCAUGUGUCCGCUGGGCAAGAUGAGGCUGAUUGUUCCCUGUCGUGCCUUUACCUGCACCCACCUCCAGUGCUUCGAUGCAGCCCUCUACCUUCAGAUGAAUGAGAAGAAGCCCACCUGGACUUGCCCUGUCUGUGACAAGAAGGCUCCAUACGAGGGCUUGAUCAUCGAUGGGUUGUUCAUGGAGAUCCUCAACUCUGUUACGGACUGUGAUGAGAUUCAGUUCAUGGAAGAUGGAUCCUGGUGCCCCAUGAAGCCCAAGAAGGAGAACCAGGAGGUUUGCCAGCCAUCAGCUUACAAUGGACUGGAAGCCUCCCUGUACACGGUGGGCUCGGAAGGAAAGCAGCUGUCUGAAAACAAGAAGAAAGUGGAGGUGAUUGACCUGACCUUGGACAGCUCUUCGGAUGACGAGGAGCCCCCCAGCAAGAAAGUGUGUCCCGUGGCCAUUGCAGCUGUCCCGCCGGCAGCAGGACCUAAGGGGAUUUUAAACACGGAUCACCAGCCCUCCUCAGUGCUGCGGAGUCCUCCAAUGGCUGCGGUGGGCAGCGACUUCCUCUCCAGCCUCCCUCUGUCCGACUACCACCCUUCUUAUCCAGUCCCUUCAGACAUCCAAGGCCUGGAUUUGUUUUCCUUCCUUCAAAGUGAAAAUCAGCAUUACAGCCCCUCCGUGAUCACCUCCCUAGAUGAACAGGACACCCUGAGCCACUUUUUCCAGUAUCGUGGUCCCUCCCCGCAUUUCAUGAGCCCCCUGGCUCCAAUCGUGGUGGGGUCCCACAGUGGAGUUGGCUCCCCCCCUGGCAGCCGCAUGAACAGCGUUGUCUCUUCGCCCACAGCCAGCCUGCGGGAGAGCCACAGCCACAGCGGCACCCUGGGGAGCAGCCCAGUUCUGCCAGGGUGUCGGCCAGAUAUCAUCUCUCUGGACUAGAGGUGGGCACCCUUUGGAACUGUGUGCCGAGGGGGCUCCGUUCCUCUGGAGGAAAGAAGGAAGUAAAUUUCAGCAAACACGGAUCUCAGAAGAUGGAGACCUGGCAGAGCUCUUUUACUGUGUGUGUGCUGUCUUCUGUGGCGAGACUGGAAAAACCAUGAUGUCGGCAGUUUUUAAAGCUGGAGGUUCUCCUGGAGGCCAAGCCUUUGAUCCCUGGUGGCUGCAGAGCGAUCUGUCCCUAAACCAGAAGAAUCACAGCUAUAUUUUGGUCAUGGGAUACUUGAGUCAGCAGGGACUAGACAGGCAGUUGCUGACACGCUGUAGUCUGUCCAAGUUGCAGAAUCCUGGACUUUUUCCUCACUAUGAAAACUAGGUUUGGAUGUGCAGGAUUGGGUGUAACUGGAACUGAUAAUGUCAGGCAUGAGCACAAGCGGUGUUUGAAAUUCAAAACGGCUUGAACUCAGAACAGGUUGUCAUGACCAUAGUAGAACUGGUUCAAGCUUGGAACGCAUCUGCUGGAUUGGAACAGCCUCGGGGCCCUUCUGGCAAAAUCCGAAGGCUGUGUUAACUCCACAUUUGAGGUUUGAAUCAAACAAUUGCCCGACACUAGAAAUUGGCUCCUCCUAGUAUUAAAACAAACAUUCUUUUUAAGGAUCCUGGGCAGGAAUAUCACACUAGACCAAUUGAGGCCAACGUGAGCGUUUGCAAGUUCUUCAAUUGUCAUAGCUCUGUUGCGGGGGAAGGACCACCCGAUGAGCCCUUCUGUGCACGUGGCAGCUCUGUGGAAGCCUUCCAACCAAAGUUCUUUCCCUACCCCAGUGUAUAUUUUCUGUCCUUAUUUUAUUACUCCUGCCCUAUACCAGCAGUCUGUUUAGAGGUUUGAGGGUGUAAUAAGGGAAUUCUGAAUUUUACCCAGAAAAAUUCACUGCUUUCCAUUCCUCCCAUUCUAUAUUGUUUACUAUGAUUUAGCCUUGACUGGCUUCACAUACCGGGCUAAGCCGUGGGGUGGCCUUUUGAUCCUGUGAUGCAGGAACCUGGCUGUUGUGAUUUGCAUGGUAUAAAAUUGGCAGCUACAGUUUGUUCAACAAACCAUGGUUACAACAAACAUGGCUUAGCAUGUGCUCCUUGUUAAUAACUGGUUUCUUUACAAAGCCUGUGAAGAGCAAGGUCAGGAGGCACCUGGGCUGUCUAAUCAUGGUGCUGCUCAGACUGCAGAUAGUUGGGAUCCAGGUAGUCUUUGAGGACAUGUGGGGCUCUGUUCCAAAAUGUGGGUAUGCCCGUAACAAAAACUAAUUUGAAUUCAUUGACCAUUUUAAUUUAAAAACUUAAAUUUCUCCCUGCAUAUUUAAGCAUUCCCUUUCUGUCACAACUUGGGGUUAACUUUUGAGGAUUUAGGCUGCACUAUACGUGGGUAGUGUCAGUUCAUCAGAGAAGGCCUUUGUAAUGUAAGCAUUGCAAGAAACAUCGGUGUCUGCUAAGGAAUGGCAUUAUCUUCAAAGGACAUUUGGGGAAAACUCCCCAGGUGGCCCUGCAGGACUGGUUCUCUUGCGUCCUUAGGAGGUAGGUUCGUUGAGAAGACACGCAGGCAGCCCGGAAACUCUUCCCCGCUUCUGCCUCUUGGUCGCUGCAGUUGCUCAUCCUUGCCUCCUUCCAGUCGAGGCUGCUAUUUGGAAAUCUGUUUGAAGAAAUGGGCCACGUGGUCCUGGCGCGAAAGAGCCGCGAAGGACGUCUUGCCAGAGACUUUUGAGCAGCGAGGCCUAAGGCCUGAAUCCCGAUGGUGACCUCUGCGAAGCCUGGACGCAGUCCCCGGGCCAGAAGACGGCUCUUCUCAGACACUCCCGGGUUCGGAUUUUCUGAACUCUUCUGCGCUCGUCCAAGGCCACAAUCCAGCCAGCCACCGCAGGGAGCCACUGGGAACGCGCUGGGAGGUUGGUGAACUUUUAGGAUCUCGGUUGGGGCACAUCAUGCUUCCUGCCCAAUUGGUUUGGCUGUGCUGCAGUGCCCGCCUUCCCCCCCCCCCCGGACUGGACCUGAAGGGUGGUGUCGUCUUUGAAGCCUGCUUUCCACACACCUGGGUUGGGCUCAGGUGCCAAGGGAUCUGCCUACUAGUAGACCCUGAAAAAUCCCACAAUUUGGUUGCUAUUAAUGGUUGUUACCAGUGACUGCCCGGUCUGUAGACUUGCUGUUACGAUGUAUUUUUUUACACUUUAGUUCUAGAAUUUCCACCCCUCUUAAAAUAUUUCCUAUCAAUCCUGUACAGAGAACAAAAGAUCUAUCAAUCAAUCAAUCUAUAUAUAUAUAUUAUAAUCUAUAUUUUCAGUUUUUGUACAUAACGCAACUCCAAAGAUCUUUCUCUGUAUUUUUUUUCCUUUUCUGAGGACUAAAUGAAGGUUGCAUCAUCCUUUGCACACACGUGAGUGAGCAGAGGGCAGUGCAUCGUCCAUUGCA